CAUGGAGUAGCAAACACUAGUAUAUAUUGCUGUUCUGUACCUCCCUCCCUCUCUCUCCCUUUCUCCCUUUUCCUCUAACCUUUAGCUUUCCUCCCUCUCUCCCUCCUCCCUUCUUCUCUCCUCUUCCCUUCCUCUAACAAGAACUAGUCCUAGCCAUUCAGAUCUUUGGUUGCUGAUUUUGCAGUUUAUUGUUGGAGUUAGAUUUGUUGUUGCCGAGGUGAAGCUAGUGUCAUGAGUCCACCGAGUGUGAUGGGGCAGUUUGGAGACACAACCUACACCAAGGUGUUUGUAGGGGGACUGGCAUGGGAAACCCAGAAGGAGACCAUGAGGAAGUACUUUGAGCAGUUUGGGGAGAUCCUGGAGGCCGUUGUCAUCACCGACAAGAACACAGGCAGAUCCAAGGGCUACGGAUUUGUUACCUUCCGGGACCCGGAUGCGGCGAUGAGGGCUUGCGUUGAUCCCGCGCCAGUGAUAGAUGGAAGGAGGGCUAACUGCAAUCUGGCUUCACUUGGGGUUCAAAGAUCUAGGCCUCCGACCCCCCAGCAUGGAGGAGCUAGGAGCUUUAGGGUGAUGAAGUCCUUUAGCCAGCAGACAGGGAUCCAAGGUGCACUGGGCGCAGCUUUUCCUCCUCAUGCCACCUUCCCUCAUUAUGCCACCCCACAGGGCCUCCCUUACCAUGUCUACGGGUACUCUCCCUAUACUCCAGACUACAGUUAUCCCACAAACUACUACAACAUCUAUGGAGGAGCCCAGUACCCAUUUUAUGGAGGAGCAGCAGCUGGCAUGAUGACCGGAACAAAUCCCUUCUAUCCAUAUUUCCAGUUUGGGCAGUCAGGAAACACUACAACCAACUAUACAAGUGGACAAGGCUACAACUUGCAAUACCCACACAUGCUCCACUUCUCCACUGCGGCUUCUACAGCUGCUGCUGUGACAGGUUUUGCUCAGCAGUAUGGAGGACCAUUGUCACUUGCAGCGAGCCCUCUAGCCCAAGCAGUGUGUGUCCCCAUUAAACAGGCAUGACUACGGCUCUCGCAGCUCCAACCCUGGCAACUCCAACUCAGGCUGCUCAUCCUUACCGGUUGAUUCCCUCACACUUUGAAGUGUCUGCCGCUCCAGAACAACCCUUGGCCUAACCAUGGUCUCCCUUCCCAUUGUUGAUGUCUUGUUCUUGUUUCCUACGUGUUGAGUCCAUGCAUCCAUCUCUAACAACAAAAGGCACCAUUGUUGAUCAUGUUCAUCAAUCGAAGUGCCCACCUCCAUAUCCCACAUGGUCAUGUGGCGAUUGGAAAUUAGCUUUAGCCCCAGGAUGUGCUCAAAGCUUGAUGCCCCUAGGAUGGGGUGUACUAACAGACAAGCACAAACCCCAACCAUUCUAACAAUAGUCCAAGGAAGGACUUCAUCCGGGAGAGUUAGUUUCAGCCCUAGGAAGAGAAGGCUGUAGCUAAAAGAAGCUCUAACAGUCAGGCAUGACCCAGGGAGGGUUCAUGCUGAUACUAGUCAAAUUGGACAAAAGUGGCGCUAAACAAUUGAUUGAGCUAGAACGCCACUCCCAAAUUUCAUCUGUAGAAUCCAAACUGUAUUUAGCUUAGGCCUGGUGCUUCUGGGUGAAGCAUGAACCAUUUAGCAAACUCUAAUCUUCUAGUCUUGGUGUUACCUAGAGAAACUGAAUUUGACAUGUGGCCAUCGUCUAUGAUCUCUUUCCAAUGCAUAUUCACCCCCCACCAACUUUAUGACACAUCAUGUGGUAACUUCUUAUGUAACCAACAUCUCACCUUUUCCAAGCAAAUGAUUAGAUGCACCAACUAACAUUUUAUUUUAUCUUUCAGUUGAUAGCUUGCAUCUAGGUGGUUAAGGCUCUAAGGAGAGCCUGGGCCCCUAAUCAGAGACAGGUUCAGAGGAGUGCUGAUGUUUGGUUUUUAGCACUUGGCACUACCUCCCGUCAUUCCAAACACAGUAUUGGGGACUCCAAAGAAGGCUUUGGAGUAGCCAAGCACUGUUGUGUAACUCACUAACCCAAUGGACCCAUAGAUAUAUUUUUAUUCUCUUGGGUCACCCACUCAUGUAGAUGUUCAUUACAUCCCCGGUGUCACUACCAUGGUUAGGUCCAGGUCCCGCCCCAUCCUCCUCCAGCCCACUCUGCGCAGAGAGCCCUUAAUGUUUAUUAAUCUACUAUUACCAGACAUGGUGGUUGUAAUAAUAAAGUAGUACUAUGCUACUCGUAGGACCAGCAGAACUAUUUGCUAUUCUACCCUGCAGAUGUUGUUAAUGUUCUGUCCAUUUCAAUUCAGUAGUUAGUACCUUAUUUUCCAACAUUGUAGUGCAUCAUAUAAUGUUGUGUAAAAUAUGCCCCCUGUCUUUUGCAUUUCUUAUUCAUCAGCCUUUCAAUA
Molecule: messenger RNA, 2390 nt
Organism: Phragmites australis (common reed)
Lineage: Eukaryota; Viridiplantae; Streptophyta; Magnoliopsida; Poales; Poaceae
Exons: 6
Coding region: 232-1023 (263 amino acids)
Molecular function (GO): RNA binding
Source: RefSeq, a predicted model, not a curated record